AUUCCUAAGCGCCAUAUGUUGACAAACCCACCAUAGAGGGUCACUCGCUCCUUCUGGACUCUAGAGAGAACAUUCAAGAAAGAACGUGCAACUCGGAUCCUAAUUAUAUAAAGACUUGCUUCUACAUGUGCUAUAUCACGGCAGUUGCAUUCUGAACACACCUGAUAACAACAACACUAACACUAGUACCCCUAGCUACGAACACUCACAACAAUUAGUAAUUAUAAUGAGGUUCUUCGUGAUUCCCUCAUUAUUUCUUUUAGUAUUACUACUUGCUCAUCCAUUAGAAGGAUCACUAUUUCCAUUCCUCGAUCGUAAUACUCCAGGAGGAGGAAGUGUCUCUGCUGAUUACUUGGUAAGGAACCGUUUCCCGGAUCCAUUCCAUAUAUUGGAACAUACACCUUUCGGUGUGGCCAAAGAUGAUGACAUCGAUAUAUCUCCUGCAAGGGUCGACUGGAAGGAGACUUCUGAUUCCCACUUUAUCAUGCUUGACAUCCCCGGGUUGAAGAAAGAGGAAAUAAAGAUAGAGGUAGAAGAUAGUAGAGUACUGAGAGUGAGUGGAGAAAGGAAGAAAGAAGAGGAGAAGCAUGGAGAUCAGUGGCAUCGAAUUGAAAGAAGUUAUGGCAAGUUCUGGAGGCAAUUUCGCCUUCCUGAUAAUGUUGAUUUAAACCAAGUUAAAGCCAAGCUCGAAAAUGGGGUUCUUACUAUUUCUGUCGCCAAGCUCUCCCCUGACCGAAUCAAGGGUCCUAAGAUGAUAAACAUUGAAGACCAUACCGCAGCUACUGUUCCUCUUACCGGAGGGGAAGGGAAACAUGAACUCUGAUCAUGACUUGAUCUACGUACCAAGUAUAUAUAUAUAUAUGUUAUGUACUAGUAUAAUAUUCGGCAUGCAUGUAGUUACGCUUAUGUAUGUUUGUAUGAGUGAAAUGUUUGUGUGUGUCUUAGACUUGUGUAAUGUAUAAAUCAAGAUGGAAUUUCCAAAAUGCUGAGGGUUUGAACUUUGAAGCAA
Molecule: messenger RNA, 1009 nt
Organism: Papaver somniferum (opium poppy)
Lineage: Eukaryota; Viridiplantae; Streptophyta; Magnoliopsida; Ranunculales; Papaveraceae
Product: 22.0 kDa heat shock protein-like
Exons: 2
Coding region: 227-823 (198 amino acids)
Biological process (GO): protein complex oligomerization; response to heat; response to salt stress
Source: RefSeq, a predicted model, not a curated record